Molecule: messenger RNA, 2593 nt
Organism: Formica exsecta
Lineage: Eukaryota; Metazoa; Arthropoda; Insecta; Hymenoptera; Formicidae
Exons: 5
Coding region: 263-592 (109 amino acids)
Biological process (GO): negative regulation of biosynthetic process
Source: RefSeq, a predicted model, not a curated record
AUGGACAAUAAAUAUAGCACCGAAUACUGCGUACUUUUGUGGUCGAUUCGUGCAAUCGUAAAUCAAACAAAGUUUUUGUCGAGAAUACAAGUUACACGGUGAAAGAGUACGUUAUUUUCGAAUAGAAGGUUGAAGUACGGAGUACAUGUGGGUCGUGAUUGUCGAGAUAUCACGUGUAACUGGCUCUAAAUAGUAUCACUGAGACGCUAAUUGUUUUUUCGGCAUUUUCGACACAUUUUCUCUUAGAUUGUCUUAGCUGACUAUGCCAUACAUUUUAGUACGUGGUAACCUAGCGUCAUAUAGUCAUAAAUAUCCCUGGAGGGUUCUUGUGUCAGGGCUUAAAGCGGCUGACAUAGAGCAGUUGAGUCGCUUUACAUCUAUCGGUUAUUGCGACGAUUCGACGAUAGUAUAUUUGCAACAUCCUUGCAUAAUAUUGAGUGCUUUAGAGGUACUUGGUUACAAAGUCAUCGCAUCUUCCAGUACUAGCAUUAAGCAGGAUUAUAAUGAGUACAUGUGGACUAUGAGAAAAGAAUUUACAGAACCUGAACCUGAUAUUGCUGUAAAGGCUGAAGUAAAGCACAACGAGGUAUAACGAUACUUUUAGCGCGGCAAUGGCAACCACGUCCAACGUCACGUCUAAAAAGGACGGCGCCGACGAGGACGACGACACUUUCUAUUACGUCGGUGUAAAGGCGUCCCCGUUCGCGGCCGAUUGCGCUGUGUUUGGUUUGCCCUCGAAAGAGACAUCGGCCCUACGCAGCCGCUUCCCGCUGUCCCCAAGUAGUACAAAUAUCGUGAAUGGAAUUAUGCUCAAAGGAACACCGUUCUCCGUCAUAAACGCUCUAGCCGAGCUCGGCUAUCGAGUUAUUUGUAGUACCGGAGAGGCCGAGAUACUUUGGACAUUGCAGCGGGAAUGUUAAUGAUAUAAAAAAAACUGGGUCUUAUUAUAUAUAUAUAUAAACGUAUUAUAUAUCUAAAUGCAUUUACUUACGAUCUAUAUACACACAUACAUAUAUAUCUGUAUAAGAUAUAUAUACGUAUAUCUGUGUUUUUAUGAAUCAAACUACAACAUUUGGUGAACGAGAUCUGUAAUGUUAUCUUCUUUCUGCAUUUUUUUUUAUAUAUCUUGUAUUUUUGACGUUUGUCUACAUCUAAUCGCGUUUUGACGAAAUUUUCAUGAUAGUAAUUGAAAGCAUAUAAUAUUGUGUCGACCGUCUAAAAAGGCUUUAUCCUAUCGAAUAUCUUUUCAAGAUAUUUGAUUGCUAUAUAUGUACUUCGCAAAGUUGGAUGGUACAUAUAUAAGAUGCAGCUUGUCAUUAAAAUAGAAUACGUAUAGUAUUUCACUUGACCUGAAAAUGGAAACUUACAUGUUACUCAUUGCUGUAAACGAUAACACGAAAAUCUUUCUCGCAUGUUAUCGGAUAUGACAUUUUAUAUGUAUAUCUCAGCAAUGUCGCGAGUUUCUUUUUACGGUUUCGAAAAUGACACGAUAAAAUUGUAUAAUCAUAAUAAGACUGUCCGGGAAGGAGGGUGGGGGGUAUAAUUCCGAAGCGUGAACCAUUUAAACAUUCCUGCACCGUAUAUUGCAGAUAAUAAUUUACCAGCAGAGAGGGAAAAUUUUAUCGGGGUAAAGGUAAAGCAACGCGUGUUGGCACACAUUAUAUAUAUAUAUAUAUAAUUAGUAGAAGUAUUGUAUUUUGUGAUAUCUUUUUACCUCGUUGCGUGGAAAAUGGGUUUUUUUACGCUUUAUUGAGAGUUAGGAGACGAGAGUUUCAUAUAAUCCAGGCAAUGAUCUAAAUUGGCGCAAUAUAGGUUGCUCCAAACUGGUCCAUAUCGUCUUUGAACAACGUUUAUCAUUUUGUGGGGAAUGAAAUUUUAUUAUAUGUACAAAUAAGAAUUUAUAUAAUAUCUUUAUAUAUGGUAACGCACACACACAUAUAGCAUUAAUAUAACACUUUCUUCUACCAUGUGUAUUGUAUUUUUGGUAGUUUAUCGUACAGUUAUUAUAUGUGCGAGAUAUCGUUUGGAUCGAACACGGUCCAGAGAGUUUAAACGUAAAACUGUCAUUUGAUAUAGUGUUUAUGGCGAUGUUUACUCUUACUUGUAUAUUUACGUGUUUGUCAAUCCUACUGCAAAUGAUGUGCGUCAAUCUAAAAAAUUAUUGCGAUUGAUAUUUCCUGUAUUUACAUUAAACCAAAUCAAAUAAAAUUAUAUAGAAGAAUCAUUAUUUUAUAUAGUUUAACAGUUAUAUAUAUUAUAAAAUUUAUAUGUAAGAAAAUCAAAAAUGAUAUUGUCGAUGAUGUUAACGAUAUAGUUCUUAGUUACAAUUUGAUAUGAGUGCAAUUUAUAAAACUAAAAUUCGCGGAUAUGGUGAAUUUUAUAUUUAUGUAAAUUAAUAAUCUCGCGCAUGAACAGAGCCUUAAACUGUUUUGUACGACACAGUCGAGGUAUAUGCGCAGCUUAUAAUAGAACGUUGUACACAAUUAUUUACAUAUACAAGAAAUAUCGAUAAAUUCAUGUGUUAUAUAUUUUUUUAUGCGACAAAAAUCUUCUCUUGAGAACGCAAAAGUAAAAUCCCUUUUUUUUUUUUUUU